UCCAUCUCACGAUAUUACCCAGUAGCCGUUGACGGCUCUUUAUGUGACGGAUCGAGUCCUGUAUCACAAUUUUCUUUUCCCCCUUUUCAUUUAUUUUUUGGAUAAUAAAAGAAAGGAGUGCAAGUAAGCAAAACACCCUCUUUUAUCCUUCACCCUGGUCCCUGCGUUAGAUCGAGCGCUGUGUGUUUGAGUAUGCAGCAGGAUAACGCUGCUUAGCUAGCUGGGUCAGUUGUUAGAAAGCUACGUGAUAGCAAAGCUAACCUCAUUCUACGAUACAACCUCGAGACAAGUCGGGACAAGACCAGUCUCAGGGCUCACCAUACUCAAUGAGCGGACAGCGCAAUGUCAGAGCGUUCUGGGCAAACUGCAAAGGGGAAGGAAGGCAAAACCAAGUAUGCGUCUCUCAACCUGUUUGAUACAUACAAAGGAAAGAGCCUUGAAACACAAAAGCCUGUUGUUCCCCCCCGCCAUGGCCUGCAGUCUCUUGGUAAAGUUGCCUCCGCACGGCGUAUGCCACCUCCUGCCAACCUGCCGAGUCUGAAGGCAGAGAACAAAGGCAACGAUCCCAACGUCUCGCUCGUUCCCAAAGACGGCACAGGAUGGGCAAGCAAACAGGAACAAGCAGACCCAAAGAGUACCGAUGCAUCGUCAGCACCGCAGCCGGAAUCGCAGCCGCCUGCGGCUUCACCGACACCUGCACCGACCCGCCCGAGAACCCCGCAAGCUUCAGAGGUACACACAGACCCAGUUCCUCCGGCCCCAGCUUCAACCCAGGCCGUAGGGGCAAGGUCCUGGGCGCAGGCCAGUGUUACACUUGGAACACAAGGGGAUGGUGGAAAGGGAUCAAACCUACCGUCGCCAUUCUCUCGAGAGGAAUUUCCCACCCUGCAGGCGGCUGGCGAACAGGACAAAGCUGGCAAAGAACAGGGCACUGCAGAUCAGUGGUAUGGGCCAGGACCAAGCCUCCGCCCCCAGAACGUCACAAGUUGGCGGGACGGUGGGGGCCGAGCCCUGGCGCCCACCUUGUCUGGGGAGGGGGCAGCGGAGGGUGGCGCUGGUGGAGUUCUGGUGAUGGAUGGGGCAGCUGGGGUCCCCCCUCCGAACUCUCAGUCCCAUGGGCCACCUAGAAACCCUCCUGCAGGCAGCCCUGCCUUGCCCCUGCCCCAGCCCCCUGUGGGACCCGGGUUCCCCCAGUACCGAGGGAUCAUACCUCCCUUUAUGUAUCCUCCCUACCUGCCCUUCCCGGCCCCCUAUGGCCCUCAGGGGCCAUACAGGUACCCGGCACCUGGGGAAGGGCCCCCUCCAAGGUUCUCUCGUGGCCAGGGUGGACCUGAUGGCAGGCCCCAAGGCGGACCACGUGACGCAGGGGGAGAGAUGGUGAAGCGUCCCUCUAUCCUGAAGCAGGAUGACCUAAAGGAGCUCGACGAGCUGGACCAUGACGGAGACGAGGGCUGGGCAGGAGCUCAUGAGGAGAUUGAUUACUCCGCCAAAUUGAAGUUCAGUGAUGAUGAAGGAGAAGAGGAAGGGGAAGAGGAGAGAACCGAAAGCAUCAAUGACACACAUGAGCAACAGAGGUCCCAGGAUGCCCCCCCUGCAACCUCUCGCACCCGAGCCUCGGACAGUGUUGGAGACGCACGCCACACACCUCCCAUUACUGCUGACAACGGCCCCCAACCCCCCUCCAGCAAGCCAGGAUGGGCCGAGGAGGGAGGCGCUGGCUGGGGGGCUCAAGGAGCACCAUCCAAUUACCAGGGGCGCAGGCCUGGAUUGGGUGGUCCCCGGGAGCAGCCCUCCCCCCCACCAGGGCCGCUCCUUGGACAAGGGCCUUACUCCUUUUACCGACAGGAACGGCCCCACAACCAGGGUGCUGCACGCCCAGGGAAACCGGUUCCCAACCAGCAACAGCCAGCAGCAGGAGGGCCUACUCCUCCUCCGCAGCCUGGCCUGCUGGCCCCUGGAGCCCCAGGAGCCCCUGGAGCACCUGGAGCCCCUGGAGCCCCUGGAGAAGAUGAGGACGAGACUUGGCGGCAGCGCAGGAAGCAGUCCUCCACUGAAAUUUCAGCUGCUGUGGAGCGAGCCCGUCGACGCAGAGAGGAAGAAGAGCGCAGGAUGGAGGAAGAGAGACGAGCAGCCUGUGCCGAGAAGCUGAAGAGGCUGGAUGAAAAGCAGCAGCAGCAGCAGGGCAGCAGCGUAGGAGGUAGUGGCAGUAAAACCCCCAGCCUUGAUGGAAACUCUACAGUUGCCACCGCAGGUAGCCCUACUCCGUCUGUUUCAGCCUCCUCUCCCAACAUCAGUCAGCCUUCAUCUCCCUGUGUUGACCCAGAAGAGCCACCAUUGCUGGCUGUCCAAACAGGGCCUAGUCCUGGAGUUGGUGAACGACAGCGGGCCAGCAGCAAUAGCAGCUAUGACUCCAGUGCAGAUGUCCAGCCAUGUCCCCAGCCAGCAAUGUCACAGCCACAGCAGCCGGCACCGCUGGACGUACCUGUACCAGGAGAGAAUAAAGAAGAGACCUUAGGAGGUCCACAUGUUCGUGCAGGCAGUGGAGGGGAGAGAGGAGUGGACCCUGUGAAAAUUGAAAAUAUCGGAGGGGGGGCUGGUCGUCAAGCUGGUGGUCCUCCUGGCCAGGGUUACUCCAAGUACCAGAAAUCUCUUCCGCCUCGAUUUCAGAGGCAGCAGCAGGAGCAGCUCCUGAAGCAGCAGCAGCAAUGGCAGCAACAACAACAACAACAGCAGCAGCAGCAGCAGCACAGCCAGGCAUCACAAAGCCAGCUUUCCCCCCAGCCCCAGGCUCCACAGGGUCCUUCAUCAGGUGCAGCACCACAGCCGGGGCCUGGACCAAAGCAGGGCGGACCCAUGUAUCCGCCCAGCAAUAUGGUUCGACCUCCACCACUGCCAAUGAACUUUGACCCUCGCUGGAUGAUGAUGCCCUACAUGGACCCUCGUAUGAUGCAGGGCCGCCCUCCACCAAUGGAUUACUAUUCAGCUGGCAUGCACCCAUCAGGGCUUAUAGGGCGUGAGCGUUCUGAUUCAGGAGGAUCUGGUUCAGACCCCUUUGACCGACAGCAGCAGCAGCAGCAGCAGCAGCAGCAGCAGCAGCAGCAGCAGCAGCAUCCAGGGCACCCUCACCGUGGAACUCCCCCAAUGGACCCUAAGCUCUCCUGGGGGCCAGAGGUAUUCCCUGGCGGAGGAGAGGGCAGGGGACUGACAUCCCCCCUUAGGCAGAAGCAAGCAAUGGAGGAAGAUGAAGGGGCUAAAGGACCCAGGAACGACACUCCUCCACAUCGAAUGCGGGAAGGUGGAUUGGGACCUAUCCAGCAGCCGAGCUCCAACUCCGGGUCAUCCAAUCAGACUCCACCUCCAGUUGGCGCUCAAGUUGGGAGCCAAGGAGAUGGCCACCACCCUCAUCACUACAUGAGCGGCCAGGGCAACUACAGCAACUUCCCUGAUCAAGGUGCAAGAAUGCUUCCGCACCAACAGCAGCAGAGGGCAGGUGAGCGGGGAAACCAGCCACACGGUUUUACCCACCAAGACGAAGGACCUCCACGAGGAUCCCAGCAAGGCCAGAUAUGGGGGGCUCCACACCCUCACUACGAUCGCAAUGGCCGUGCAGAUCUCCCCUCUGAAAGCAAUUCUCAUCACCACCAUCAUCAUGGCCACCACCCUCAGCAGUCUCAUUUUCAUCUCCACCCCCACAAGCCAGAGAACAGCCGUGACAGGGUCACUGAGGCCAAUGCUAAGAAGACUGAUGCUUCUCCACCAAUCCACCAACCCUCCCUCUCCUCUUCCUGCUCUUCCUCCUCCUCCUCUUCUGCUAGAGAUGACGGAAAUGUCAAGGCUGCCCAGCACCAUCACCCAACUCAGAGAGAGGGGGAAGCUGGUGCCGGGCAUACUGCUGGUGAAAGAGGUAGCAGUGGCAAUGCUGGCAGCAGCAGCCAUGGAAAACAGGAGAAAACAGGCCCAGCAUACACUCCCCAUUCCUCUGUCACCGCUGCCCAACCUUCCUCUCAGCAUGGCAGUCAUGCUCAUGCUCAGCAGCAUCACCAUCAUAAACCAAACCAAAGAGGGGGUCGGGAGCACAAGACAGAGACCCAGUGGGGCCCACGGCCUGGGAGUAGCCACGUGGGUGGAGGGUCCUCUCAUGGUAGGAGGGCCAACAAUGCAGGAGGUGGAAAUAGCUCCCGCGGAGGUGAUGACUCCUCCAACAUUCAAAUGGACCACAAACCCUCCAACCAUUCAGGAGCCAGCAAUGCGAACAAGAGAGCUGGGCCGAUAAAGAAACCAGUGCUGAAAGAGAUGAAGAAGGACGGAGGGGAUGUUGAUGGAGAAAAAACAAGUGUAGGUUUCGGGAAAGAUAAAGAGCAGGAUGGGGCCCAAACCACCUUAGCCAAGCAGGAAGCCUCCUCUGUCUCCCAGAACACAUCCGCUCCAUCUAAAGACGAGCCGACUCAGACAGCCAAACCCAGGAACGGAGGCAAAGAACGAUCAGCAGGAGGAGGUGGAGGAGCUGGGGGUAGAGGGCCAAAAGACGGUGACACCAAUUCCUCAGGUUUAUCAGGUUCCUCCUCCAGGAGGGACAGGGACCGUUCUGCUGAAAGAGGAGGCCAUCAUGGAAUUCCCCCCAAAGGUGGUAGGGCCAGUCGUGGACGAGGGGGGGAGUUCUACGGACGGGGCCGUGGAUACCGUGGCACCUAUACAGCCACUGUCGGGCCUACUGGUGGAGGUCGGGGAAGAAUGGGAGGCAGGAGUGGGAGAGAUUACCGCUCAUCUGUGGCUGGUGGCCACCAUCAUGAAUCCAAAGGCGAGGGAGGCGGUGGCAGACAUGGCCAGGAGCGCUCUCAGCAUAACCCAGCCAGGGCCAGGAACCGAAGUGAAACUCGCAGUGAGGGUUCAGAGUAUGAGGAAAUCCCCAAGAGGAGGAGGGAGAGGGGUUCAGAGACUGGCAGUGAGAGUGGUGCCAGUGACCUUGGUCACUCAGACAAAGAUGACAACCAGAAACCCAAUACCAAGAAUGGCUCAAACACUACUAGCAGCAGCACAAUGUCAUCUGCACCACCCAGAGGUUCCCAGGCCCGUGUGUUCACCCCCAGAGGUGUGCCCUCAAGAAGGGGGCGGGGCGGAGGGAGUGGAGGAGGAAACAUCUACAGGAGCAGUGGUAAUGUUGGAGGACCAUCUGGAGGACACCGUAUUGGAUCCAACUCAGCCUCUCAUGGUGGGCCCUCCAAGGCAUCAACCUCCACCCGAAAGCAGCACGGCCCACCACAAACGUCUGGGCCCAAAGACUUGGGGAGGGGAGGAAAUGGAGGAGAGAAGAAAGAUAAGACAGCUGAUGCAAAUCAAGCUCAGAGUCAGGGCUCUAAUCCCCCUCAGACCACAUUGCCCCCUGCAACUCCUUCCACUUUAAGCUCCAAUGAGAAUGGAGUAGCUGUGACCCAGCUAGCCUCGACCAACCCUACGUCUAACUCUGGAGGGCCAAACGCCCUUCCUCUGCCCACCAACCGUGGGUUUCCACCAGGUGGAUUUGAGCGACCACCUAGACGUCGUCGUCAUGGGCGUUCCCAGCAUCAGCAGGACAAGCCACCCCGCUUCCGGCGACUGAAGGAGCGAGAGAAUGCUGCUCGGAUCAACGGAGGAGUAGGGGUCAUUGGGGGAGGGAGGCCUUCCUCUCCCUCCCUGAAUUCAGUUCAGGACAGUAACGGAGCCCCUGUCUCUGCUCCAGUGACAGGCACUGCCCAAAAUGCCAACCACAAUACCGCAGUAACAAACAACAACAACAAUAGUGGUGGUCAUCUCAGCAACGCAAACAGCCACCACCAUCACCACUACAACCAGGGCAGCACUGGACCGCCCCACCCACAGCACCACCACAGCCACGGAGCAAAGUCCCCAGACUUCACCAACCAGAACUCAGACCAGGCCAACGAGGAGUGGGAGACUGCUUCAGAGAGCAGCGACUUCACAGAGUUCAGAGACAGGGAAGGUGGCGGAGGAGGGAAGUCGUACUCCUCUCACCAUCCCCACCACAUGGGAAGGGGAGGAGGGGGAGGAGGAGGUGGAAAUGCGGGUGAGCGAGAUAUGACGGGGAAAGAGCCCUCAGCGAAUAAGCGAAGCUUCUCGAGCCAGCGUCCUGGCAUGGAGCGACAGAACCGGCGGGUCAAUGCUGGAGGAGGUGGAGGCGGAGGGGGAGGAAGAGGUCCUCGAGGUCCAGCAGGUGGUGGCUCUGGUGGGCCUGGUAAUGGAGGUGGAGGCAAUCGAGGAGAUAAGCGUGGUAACUGGCCCUCCCCGAAAAAUAGGAAGUGAUGGAAUAUUACGGAACAUUUUAGAUGACCCCCACCUACAUCAAAACCACCUUAUUCCAUCUUAAUCCCUUUUUGAUAAUUAUUUCAUGGCUUAUCUGUUGGCAUCCCUAAACAUGUUAGUGUAAUGUACAGUAUAUGGAGAUGGUAUUCACACUCAGUUUAGCCCCCCCACCCCCACCCCCCCAUUCAUGUCGCCUCCUUUGCUUUGCAUCCAUCAACUCUCUACCGUCCGUUAAUGUAAAUCUCUCUCUCUCGUUCUGUUUCCUCCCCUCCUUCCCUCGAAGUCUCUUCCCAGUUGGAUUUGACAAGCAUGUGUUUCUGCAAACGGAGGUGCACGUGGUUUUGACAGAUGAUAUUUACACAGAGCUCCACACACACUCACAUUUACAAGCACAAAUACGACAUCUCUUCAAACACAUGGACACAUGCAGUCAUGUGGGCGCAAAUUGAAAAAUCUGGGAUUAAAUUGGCGGAAAUGUUUGGAUUGGGCUAAUUUUUAUAUUUAUAUGUAUAUUUCUACCACACUUUGGCCUUGGGUGGUAUCCAGUAGUGCAGAUCUGCAUUACUUCCCUCACAAAGGGAAUGAGUGCAGCUCUAUCUUUUAACGAGAACAAUGUAACAUAAGAUGUUUCUGUUUUUGUCUUUCUUGGCCUCAUGUAAGUUUAGUUUCAGCCUCUGGGAAAUGUUAGGGGUGUUUGUUUUUUCUUCUAGAAGCAGGUUAUUAAACACCUUUUUACUAAAUUCCCCACUUCUGCUGACUCUUUGGUCUCCUCUAAAGUACAUCUGAUUACUGUGAUGAAGUACUACUGCUCAGUGCUCACUUACACCUACAUUGAUUUGUCUUUCAUUUCAGUGUUUCAGCUGCUCGUUCAGGUAGAUGGUGUGAAUUUAUUUCUCCUCCAGUGUUUUUGACCUCUUAACAUUUUAAUAUCAGUUGAGUUUGUCCCUUUUUUUUUUAAGAAUCUAAUGCGUCUUCGGCCUCAUCGUAGUAUCCUUCUUCACCUGCAGAACUUCUGUAUACUCGAAAUCCAAGUCAACCCAAGGAUUAUAGUUUAACUCUUCUUUUCUCGUGUUUUGUCUCCCCCAUGAAGACUAUAUGAUAGCUUAUGGCUUUAUUUCGACAACUCUGAAAACACCUUUUUUCUCCUACCACAAGCUCAGAAACGAUCAGUCUUGGAUGGGGUAAUAUGAGAUAAAUGAAAGCGUAGGUCAUUGUUGGCUUCAAUAGGUGAUUGAAUAUGUUCUAUUAAGCACUCCUUGUAGUAUAAAUAAAACCCAUGUUUGUUGGUUUUUAUUUUGUGUUCGUUUUUGGGCAGGUUACAUGUGAUGCAACAGUUCAGGUACUCUGUCUGGGCCCAGAGUACAGAGCUAGGCUGAGUAUUGUACUACGACACACCCCGUUACUCUCUUUCUGUGCUCUCGUGGAAACCUCACAUCUAAAAAGGACUGCUUCAAAGAGCUCUGUGUCUGAGGAAGUAUUUUUUUAAGGUGUGCGUUCUUGGGAUGGAUGGCGGUUUUCAGUACACGCUGGGGAUCGAGUAGCCCACACAAAUUCAAUCCAGAACAAUCCUGGAAGGCGUGACGACAAGAGUCACCUUUUCCGCGGAACACACGGUUUCCAUGAAUCUGCUCGCAACAAAAUGAUGCUGACCUGGAGUUUUGGGGGAAAUGUUGGAUUGAUGUAGGAUUACACUUGUAAAGCAUAGUUUGUAUCAUACAAAAAAAAAAAAAAAGGCAGAAAAUGGCACACAGCUUGGAGGAAAAAAAGAACAUCCAGUGUGAACUAAAUCGAUUUGUACCAAUUCUGUCACUGCUGUAAGUUGGGGUUUGUUUGUUUACUGACAACAGUUUGAAGAUCUUCUCUGGGAUGUUGUGUGUAGGGCAUUCAACAAUUUGUGUAUGAGCGUGCGUGCUUGUGUGCGUGUGUGUGCGAGUGUGUGUGAGUGUGUGAGUGUGUGUGUGUUUCCUGGUGUCUGUGUAAUAACUCGGGGAAGGGGUGGGGACCAGAGGGGUUAACAUGAAUGGCAAGCACUUUUUUCUGCCUUGUUUGCCCACACUUGAUUUAACCAGUAUCAUUAAGACAAUUUUACCGUUUCUUAAAUACAUCCACAUAUAUACAUGCCGCUGUGUGUAUAUGUUCAGAAUCCAAGUGAAGAACAUGCAGUGGAGAAAUUCACCAGUUUGUGUGUGUGUGUGUAAUAUUUAAGAAAACAUUCUUCAGCAGGCAAGUGAAGUUGGACAUAUUUUAUUUUUCACUAUGACUUCUAAGCAUGAACACACACCCAUGGGUGCAGCUUGCCUUGCCUGUUACUGGUUUAUACAUUGAUAGCUGUACACGUAACACUGGCUCAAAGAGUCCUUCAUCCCUCCUUAACUCUUAAUGUUGAUGUGCGCAUUCUUUUAUGUACCCAUGUUAAAAAGAAAACAAAAGUAGUGUACUCCAGAAAAUUACUCAAGAGAUUGUACUAUGUUUCCAGCAUUACCAAGGUACCUGGAGUGGUUCAAACUGUUUUUAGCAUUUAUGGUUUUUAUUAAUGGAACCGUAAUAUACACACAUGUAUGUAUAUUGGUAUGUAUCUAAGUUUUGUCUACCCCAACUUACAUUCCCACAAACAAAUGUUGCCAUUUUUAGUUCAAGGGAGCAAUGUACAAGCAGAGAAGUGUCUUAUUAUAAUAAAGUUAUACAGAGAAGGCAAAGUUAAAUAAACUACUUUUGAUUUAAUGGAAA
This is a messenger RNA of Notolabrus celidotus (New Zealand spotty), 9024 nucleotides long. RefSeq names its product proline-rich coiled-coil 2A (gene prrc2a). Gene Ontology annotation, biological process: cell differentiation. The transcript is spliced from 17 exons. NCBI's taxonomy places the organism in Eukaryota, Metazoa, Chordata, Actinopteri, Labriformes, Labridae. The record is from RefSeq and is a predicted model, not a curated record. Bases 343 to 6297 code for a protein of 1984 amino acids.